Ricinus communis (castor bean) is the source of this 351-nucleotide messenger RNA. RefSeq lists its product as uncharacterized. The transcript has a single exon. NCBI's taxonomy places the organism in Eukaryota, Viridiplantae, Streptophyta, Magnoliopsida, Malpighiales, Euphorbiaceae. The record is from RefSeq and is a predicted model, not a curated record. Bases 1 to 351 code for a protein of 116 amino acids.
AUGGAGGCAAAAUUUGCGGCAUGUUUUGAGGCCACGGUUCAAGCAUUGUGGUUGUGGAACUUUAUCUCAGGGUUAGGUAUUGUCGAUAAUACAGAAAGACCACUAAGAUUGUUUUGUGAUAAUUCUGCAGCUGUCUUCUUUGCAAGGAACGAUAGAUAUUCUAAGGGUGCUAAGCACAUGGAUUUGAAAUAUCUACCGAUUAAAGAAGAGGUGCGAAAACAUAGAGUGUCAUUUGAGCAUAUAGGUACUGACCUAAUGAUAGUGGAUCCGUUAACUAAGGGAUUGGCGCCCAUAGCUUUUACAGGCCCUGUUGAAAGGAUGGACAUUAUAGACAAGUCCUUGUUAGCUUGA